Molecule: messenger RNA, 516 nt
Organism: Rotaria sp. Silwood1
Lineage: Eukaryota; Metazoa; Rotifera; Eurotatoria; Philodinida; Philodinidae
Source: the annotation of a GenBank genome assembly
AUGGAUGAGAAGCAAGUUGCUAUUAAACAACAGUUUCAAGCUUUAGAUAAUGAUCAACGUAAAGCAUAUUAUCAUUCAAAAAGUCCAACAAAUUAUGCAUUUAUAAUACAAUUAGCUUGUGAUUUUUCUCAUCGAAUAGUAAAUGUAUCCGAAUGUUAUCAUGGUAGUGUACAUGAUAUUACAAUUCUUAGAGAAUCGAGGCUAUUAGAACAUACGGAAGAAACUGUCCAAAUUAUUGCUGACAAAGGAUACGUUGGUGGAGAAUAUGUGAUCACACCAAAAAGUAAACCUCGUAGAAGUGAAUUAACAGAUGAAGAAAAAAAUUUCAAUCGUGACAUUAGUGCAAAAGCAGCUAUUGAAAAUAUUAAUCAACGUCUCAAAACUUAUGCUAUUUUGGGUAGUGUUUACAGAAGACCCAUUGAUGAUUUUCAUAAGACUACCAAGAUCGUACAUGUUGUUUCUGCUUUAUGUAAUCUGAACUUGAGUAAGCACCAUAUUCGUAAGUAUGCAACAUGA